This is a messenger RNA of Ctenopharyngodon idella (grass carp), 5851 nucleotides long. It is a transcript of the gene pard3ba, whose product is annotated as par-3 family cell polarity regulator beta a. Gene Ontology annotation, cellular component: cell cortex; apical junction complex; apical plasma membrane. The transcript is spliced from 24 exons. The record is from RefSeq and is a predicted model, not a curated record. NCBI's taxonomy places the organism in Eukaryota, Metazoa, Chordata, Actinopteri, Cypriniformes, Xenocyprididae. Gene Ontology annotation, biological process: establishment of cell polarity; cell adhesion; microtubule cytoskeleton organization. Gene Ontology annotation, molecular function: phosphatidylinositol binding; protein binding. The coding region runs from base 332 to 3952 and encodes 1206 amino acids.
CAAUCACGAUAGUCAAGAGGUAUUCACUAUCUGCCGCUUCCGGUUUCACUCUGGACUUCUGCGCGCGCGAACUCGGGAAAAAAACACAUCAGGACUUUUUCUCUGUCAUCCAGGACUGUGUAAUCAUCUUCAAAGUGUGGUUUGGAAUGUGGUUACUGGAUGAUUAUUCCGUUUAUGGACUUAAUAUUGGCUUACUGAAGACUUUACAAGAAGGAAGAUCACCUGUAACAGUUGACCAAUGACACCUGUUGACUCCUCGGCGAUGGUUUUGAGAGAAACUGUGCUAUAAACAAACUACGAGGAUAUUUGAACGUUUGGUGAACAAGUUAAGAUGAAAGUGACGGUAAAUUUCGGGGAAACGCGGAUUGUCGUCCCGUGUAAAGACGGUUGGAUGGUACGAGAUUUGAUCGAUCAAGCCACUCAAAGAUACAAGAAGAUUGUUGAACAGGAUGGGGAAUUCCUGGUACGGACGCACCAUGUGGAGUACGAGGACGGGGGGAUUCUGGAUCCAGAUGACAUGCUAACAGACCUGGUGGAGGACAAAGACAAGCUGAAGGCUGUGUACGAGAAGAUGGAGCUCCAGCAGAGGGCGAUGGUGAGUCCCGGGGGGAGUGUGGCGUCGGGUCGCUCCAGCCCUGCCCCCUCUGAACCAGAGCUCAGCGUCCUGCAGCCCUAUCUGGGCAGCGAGAUCGAGGUCACCACGUCCGCCCUCAAAUCAACCACCCCUCUAUCCGUGCGAAGCAGCAGUGACCCCGCCCUCGCCCCGCCCCUGGAUGUAAUUUCAUUGGACCGUGAGGACAUCAGCAGACCCCAGUCUACCGGAGUCGGUCAUGCAACGACUGUGAAGGGAGGAGCCAUGGACAAACCCAAGGUGGACGUCCCAAACUCCAGGAAUGGACAAGUCAACUUAAGCAGUCUCACACGGACGGUGGAGAUUUCUGGAGACCUCGGGCCUCUGGGAAUCAAAGUCAUAUCAUACUGCUCCUCACUGAGUGGAAGGACUCUGGGUCUACAUAUCCGAUCCAUCGAGGAGAACAGCCGCUCUGAACGAGAGAGGAUCUUUCAAGAGGACGAGUGCAUUGUGCUGAUCAAUGACAUCGAGCUAAUAGACAAGUCCUUCGCUCAGUCUCAGGAGGUGUUUCGCCAAGCCAUGUCCUCCUCCACUGUACGUUUGGAGGUGCUUCCUGUUGCCAACAAGCUCCGCUACGAAAAGAGCCUUAUCGGGCAGCUUUUCAACAACACCGAACCAACCACUGUGGUCCCUAAAGUCAAGAGUCCUUUCUUGGUCCAUAAACUGCGUCCGAGUAAUGCAUCAACGCCAUCUCCAGAGCCCCCUGCCUCACAAACCCCGCCCCUUAAGGAGGAGGAGCUUCGACCUGCAAGACACCCCCCCGCUGAAUCAAAUCAUCGCAGACAUACGCCUUCUCCUCCUGUCAGCGCAUCACCCACCCUGAAAGAUCGUAGUGAGAGCCCCGCCCCCAAAAAGACCCCGGCCCUCGCCAUGGCGGUUGAUAUGAUCAACAAAAGGCCUGGGAAGAAAAUGAAGAUCGAUUUGAAGAAAGGCACGGAGGGCCUCGGUUUCACCGUGGUAACCAGAGACUCGUCCCUUCAUGGUCCAGGACCCAUUAUGGUCAAGAGCAUUCUGCCCCGCGGAGCUGCUGUUAAAGACGGGCGGCUCAAGUCUGGAGACCGUAUCCUGGAGGUAAAUGGAGUGGACAUCACAGGACGCACACAAGAGGAACUGGUGGCUAUGCUGCGGAGCACCAAACUGGGAGAGACUGUGUCUAUGAUAGUUGGAAGACAAGAGGAGUUUUUGCCCAGAGAACUGAAAGGAGAGCCGUCAGGUCCGCUGCUGGCUGAGGACGGGCGAGAGCAGCUGAUGUUUGAAGUUCCUUUGAACGACUCCGGCUCAGCUGGUCUGGGGGUCAGUCUGAAGGGUAACAAGUCCCGAGAGACCGGAGAAGACCUGGGCAUCUUCAUCAAGUCCAUCAUCCACGGCGGCGCUGCACACAAGGACGGUCGCUUACGGAUCAAUGAUCAGCUGGUAGCCGUCAACAGUGAAUCCCUGCUCGGACGCUCCAACCACGAUGCCAUGGAAACCCUGCGGUACUCCAUGUCGACUGAAGGGAACCUCAGAGGAACCAUCCAGCUGGUGGUUCUGCGUACUGUGGAGCGCUCACCUGCACAGGAAAAUCAGGAAACCAGUCAGACUGUCUCUAGAAACGACUCUCCUGUUCAUCAUCAUCCUAACAACAACCACACCAACAGUUCCAUACCACCAUCCACAGCGAACAACCGUAUGUACGAAGCUGCUCCUGCUCCACACAGAUCCUAUGGGGAGAGACAGGAACUGCCGGAGGAGGACUAUGAUGAAGACGAUUUCCCCCCUCCACCUUCUGAUCAGGACCUGCUGGAAACAGACCCUCCUCACAAACACCAACAAGAUCGGGCUGAAAUGGAGCCUGUCUCCUAUGUGAACCACCCCACCAACCAACAAUACCCUCAACAACAGAAAGUCCCAGAUUACCCCACCAACAGGUCCUCAAAGAGCAUGGAUUUAGUGGCAGAUGAGAGUAACAUGGCCUCCAUUCAAGGACAGAGACCUGAACCCCCCUCCUCUAACGGGACAGCGCUGGGACCCAGGUUAGGUCUUCAGAAGUCCAGUUCUCUGGAGAGUCUCCAGACAGCGAUGGAGGAGGUCAGUAAGGACGAGGUGCCCUUCCAUCGUCCACGCGCGCACAUGGUGAGAGGCAGAGGCUGCAACCUCAGCUUCCGCUACGCCAUCGACAAGUCCUACGAAGGGCCUUCUGAACCUGAGGAUGAUGACUCUGAGGAAGACUCUGGAAGAGACACGCCUGCCAGCGGCUCCUCUCGCCAGGAUGAUGACAAGAAGGUAAAGAAAAAGAAAACCAAAAAGAAGAAAGAGAAAAAGAGCAAAAAGAGGGAUGAGCCCGAAGACCCUGAGAAAAAGACAAAGAAAAAAGGAUUUGGAUUGUUGAGCAUGGAGACCCCGCCUGACCUCAGAUCAGUGCAGAAGAAUAAGUUUGGGAGGAAAAACAAAGAGGAGAAAGCCAAAUCUAAGGCUAAACAACUGGGCGCUUUGAGCGAAGAGGAGAUGGACAGGAGUGAACCGGAGAUGUUUCUGUCCAAGAGUGAAAGGAACAGCCCUGCUCCUGACCGUGUCAUCUUCCCGGACGUCGAAGAUGAUGACAUGGAUCCCAACUAUGCUCGCAUCAGCAAUUUCAGAGAACCUCCUGCCUCCAGUCACUCCCCCUAUCCACCUGGAACUCCCACCCAUAACCACUCUCAGCCUUCUGUCCCCGCCCCAAACAGAGAGCCGCCCAAUGAGGACGAGCUAGAGGGGCUUUAUGCAAAAGUGAACAAGCAAAGAACCGCCCCUCCAAAGACUGACAGUAAUGAAGAACGAUUGCAGCAAAUCCGAAAUCAGCUUCAAAAGGUGAGACCAGCUCCAUCCUAUGAAGACCUGACCGCCCGAAGACGCCAGGAAUACGACCCCUCACGAAUCAGAGGGCCUGAUCCACGAAUGGCUCCAAGAUACAACGACACCGAUCGUCUGUAUGCCUCCGUGCCCAGGAGGAUGCCCGUGGAGGACUACCCGAACCAGAACUGGUCCAGCCAGAGAGACCUCGUCCAUUACUCAAACCCCAUCUACGAGACCCAUCGAGACAACUACCCUUCACGCUCUCCACGGUUGCCCGUACCCAGACCCAUGGAGGCCACGGGCAGUGACUACCCUUCACCUCCAGUGCAACAGAGGGGUCCCAUAAGGCAGGAUGUCCCUCCCUCAUCGAACCCAGGUGCCAGAGGACCACCGCGUUAUGAAACGCUAAACCAGGGGAACUAUCGGACGCCAAGUCCUGAUCGCUAUGGGCCAUACGGAGAUGAACAAUAUCAAGACCCCCGGCAGAAAAACCCAAUCGGAGCUGUCUAGAGGAGGAGGAGGAGGAAGUAGGUUUGUGCUGAAAGGGCAAGAGGUUUUAUGAAGCAGGUAAUUUUGUUUAUUUAAGGAGACACAGAAGGAACAAUCUAAUUAGUUUUCUUAGACUUAUGAGAAGAAAAAGCAAAUAAAAUUGGCUUGACGUAGCCAUCGAUUACUCCAAAGUGAACUAGUUAAGUAAACUUUGUGAUUUGUUUUUUGGAUGUAAGCCAUUUUUCCUCUUAAUUAGCAUGAUGGGAUGUGAGUAUUACUCAGUUCUGGACAUCAACUCCAUUUUACACCACAGUCAGUUAAGUUUGAAUUGUACAGCUUUAAGAAGCAUUUAGGGUUUGUAUAUAUGUACGCUUUGCAUGUAUUUAAUUCAUGACACCACACAAAUGUGUAUAUGACGGUCCGCUGAGGUUAGUAUGGCCAUUUAACCCCUAGUUGUACCUUUCGUUUUGUUGAUGACAUCUUUGGUAGUCUCUAAUUAUCCUAAAAUGUCAGAUUGAGUGUUGUUUGUUUAUAUGUUGGGUGCCUUAUGCUAGCUCUGGUGAGAAGUUUUUAAAUGUGAAGAAAUUUGCCAUCAGUUUACUUAUUUGGUGGUUGAAGAAAUACAUAUAGGUAUAUAUUUUUUAGAUUUUUAUUGCAUUUUAUUGCCUUGGCAGUAACCUUGUCACCCUACAAAACUCCUACAUUAACAUUUUGUGUUUUUUAUUUCUAUGAAUCAAUCCUAAAGUGUUCUUCUGUGCAAUGUUUUAAGGGUAAUACUCUCUUUCAAUCACCUCUCUCCUUGAUUCAUUUUUGUAAAACUAUUCUGAGACCCAAAAACAAGGAAACGGGCGAGGUUACACAAAUGUCUGAUCCGAUAUCAAAGUCUCCAACAACUGUUUUGACUUUCGUCACAUCUCUCCUAUUAUCUUAGGUUUGCGAUUUUAACAUUCCAGGCAUUUGUUUUUCCAUUUCAGCAGCUUUAUCGAAGUGCUGCGAUGUGAAACGCUGCCCCCUAGGUGCAGUUCAACUCUCUAUUCACAGAGCUUUUGUUGUUGUUGUAUCAGUGCUUUAAAAGCAAGACUUUCCUGAUGUCCUUGGUUUGUAAAAUUAUCUGUUUAUUAUAGUUAGAAGACACAUUACCAGUCAAAACAAGAACCAACUUUUUGCACCUGCUUUUUGUUCAGUUUUUGCACAUUUAAUGCCUGAGUGGUUUGCAGUAAAAUGGUCAGAUUGAAAGUGGAGAUACUGGGAACAUGCAGAAUACAUGAAGUUUUUUAUCUUGUACACAUAUGCUACUCUAUCAACUAUGGCUAUUCAGUUGGUGUUCAAUCUUAAGUCUGUCUUGUCACUGAAAAGUUUAUUUCUAUAAUGUUUUUAUAUCACAUUUUUCAUUCAAUUUUUAUGGAAAAUCUAUCUUUGUGUUUAUUUUUUAUUUUACUUUUAAUUUAAUCUUUUUAUACUUGUUUUUCUUUAUUAACAGCUGUUGUCAAUUUAUUAUGAAACUUAACAAAAGAGAUAAAAUAUUGUGCAAUUUUUCUUAUUUAGCCUUUAUUUGUCAUUUUUUUUCCCCCUUAUAUUUUUAUAAAAAUCAAGAUGCUGGUCUGCAUAACUUGUGAAAUCAAAUAACAUGGAUGACAACACAAUGUUUUGUUGUUUUGAUACCUUAUUAUUACUGUGUGGUUUUUAUUUUUAAAGCUGGGCAAAUGUUGUAUUAAAUGGAAAGAAAUGUGUGUUGCCACUAUACAUACGCCAUAACUGAAAAUGAAUCUAGAUGUUAUAGUGCUAAAUUUUGCAGUAAAUAAAAUGGUUAUGACAUCAGUUAAGAAUGGUUACGACAUUUUGGUACUUUUAUUGUUUUUUAUUUUAAAUCAAAUAUUGUAUGUUUUUUGUAAAUAAAAUGGUGUUUUGGUUUAUGACUGA